AUGUUCAAAUACGCCGUUGUCAUCUUAGCCGUUAUUGCCUGUGCUGCUGCCAAACCCGGUUUAAUUGGUGCCCCCUUGGCUUACAGAGCGGCUCCCUUUGUUGCUGCCCCCGCUCCAGUUAUUACCGCCACCAGCAGUCAAGUUGUGGCCAGAACUUACAAUGGCAUUGCUCAUGCUCCCAUUGUUGCUCCAGUAGCACCUGUUGCCAGAGUUGUUGCUCCUGUAGCUCCCGUUGCUAGAGUUGUGGCUCCUGCCCAUGUUGCUCAUGUAGCUGCUCCUUUCGCUGCCGCUUACUCAGCUCCAGUUGUUGCCAGAUACGCCACAGCCGCUUAUGCCCAUCCUUUUGCUGCCAGAUACACUGCUCCUUUGGCAUACAGUGCCCCUUUGGCUUAUCCUCAUGCCGCUUAUGCCACAUCCUAUGCUUGGUAAAGAAUCAACAGUAUUAAGAAAUAUUUCUGUUUAAAAUUUUAUUGUUAUCCGUAAUGGACUGAUUUAGUUGUAAUAAAAAACAAAA
Calliphora vicina (urban bluebottle blowfly) is the source of this 514-nucleotide messenger RNA. RefSeq names its product cuticle protein 19.8-like. The record is from RefSeq and is a predicted model, not a curated record. NCBI's taxonomy places the organism in Eukaryota, Metazoa, Arthropoda, Insecta, Diptera, Calliphoridae. The transcript has 2 exons. Bases 1 to 429 code for a protein of 142 amino acids.